AAUGCCCCGAUUAUACCCUCCUGGUGGCGACUCUUCUCGUCUGGUACCCCUGGCACAGGCCGAAAAGGAAAAAAAAAAAUUUCAGGCUCAAUUGGUUGCUCCUUCCCUACGUUUCACGGCAGCGCCUUUGAUCGAUCCAUCGGGCCAAAAGCAAACCUUCGCCGGAGAAGUGAUCGAAAUCGAAGAGAUUGAGAAGUUUCUGGGCAACCGGAGAAAUGAAGAUCGAUUUAGACAAGGUUGCUCGCAAGGUCGAGGUUGAUAGUCGGAUCCCUCUCCGUAAUUACUACCGCAUCGCCGAUAAUCUCCUCCGACAGGCCAACAUCUAUCGUGAUGAGAAGAAUGUCAUAGAUUUGUAUAUCAUGCUCCUCAGAUAUUCAAGUUUGGUUUCUGAAACUAUACCUUAUCAUCGAGAUUAUCAGGUGUUGCUUCCGCAUGAGAGGAUUGGGAGUAGGAAGAGAUUGCGGGCUGUAAUUAAUGAGCUCGAGUUUUUGAAACCAGAAUUUGACCGUCAAAUGGAUGAGAGGAACAAAGCUGAGAAUGAAUCCCAGCUGCUUGGUAGCGAAGUCCCCCAUAUAUCAUAUAGUCCAGAUGCCAUUGAAUGGCCACCUGUCAGCAAGAGUAAAUACUCUGGACAUGACAAUAACAAGAUGCAGCCAGCCUCUGUGACAUCUCAACUACCAUGGAGGUACAAUAAUAAUAAUAAUCCUGGUCCAUCUUCCAAUCGAAUGCACAUUGACCAACAAUUUCAGAGGCUGUCUUUUGAUUUACUUCCCCGAAACAAAGAAACCUUGUCUAGACAUUCGUUUCUGGGCCCAAAUGGUCUUAGUGGUCAGAGGCUUGCACCCAAGUCAGAGAUAAAGGUUCAAUAUCCGAGUAAUACCGACUGGAAUUCUGCCGAAAAUUCUGGCUUGAUUGAUGCUCAAGGGGUCUCAUCAGCAAUGGAUUCUGUGCUCUCCUUAGAUGACGGUCGAUGGCAACGUCAUGCUGAAGCUGUAUCUUCCCAGAUGGUUAACGAAGUGAUGGAAGACCCGUUUCAGUUUGUCAGUACAAAGCAACCUUCCCCUCCUCCUGUUCUUGCCCAGGUACAUCAUGAAGUUGCAUCGAUUUGUCCAUCAAAGGUUGCAGACCCAAGACCUGGUCCCGCAAUGCCUUCUCUGGAAGGAAAAGACAGCAGCAAUUCUUAUCAACACUUGCAUGUUCCGGUAAAUCUGAUGGAAGAUUUCUUAAGACUGGCUCGGGGAAACACAGAAAGGAAUUUGGAAACUUGCGGUGUGCUUGCUGGCUCCCUGAAAAACAGGGUUUUUCAUAUCACUACUCUCAUAAUACCAAAGCAGGAGUCUACCUCAGAUUCGUGCCAAACUUUAAAUGAAGAAGAAAUAUUUAGUCCAGGACAAGUUGUCCCUUUUUCCCUUGGGUUGGAUUCAUACGCACCCGACACAAACUUGCUUCAUGUCAUCAGUUGAUCUCCACACACACUACUCAUAUCAGAUAAUGCUACCGGAGGCAAUAGCAAUAGUGAUGGCCCCGACCGACGAGUCCACCCCUCAUGGAAUAUUCCAUCUGUCGGAUCCGGCC
Messenger RNA from Tarenaya hassleriana, 1575 nucleotides. Its product is annotated as AMSH-like ubiquitin thioesterase 3. NCBI's taxonomy places the organism in Eukaryota, Viridiplantae, Streptophyta, Magnoliopsida, Brassicales, Cleomaceae. Gene Ontology annotation, cellular component: endosome; membrane. The record is from RefSeq and is a predicted model, not a curated record. Gene Ontology annotation, biological process: protein K63-linked deubiquitination; protein K48-linked deubiquitination. Gene Ontology annotation, molecular function: metallopeptidase activity; protein binding.